This is a messenger RNA of Priapulus caudatus, 620 nucleotides long. Its product is annotated as complex III assembly factor LYRM7-like. The record is from RefSeq and is a predicted model, not a curated record. Bases 48 to 404 code for a protein of 118 amino acids. The transcript is spliced from 4 exons. Gene Ontology annotation, biological process: mitochondrial respiratory chain complex III assembly. Lineage: Eukaryota; Metazoa; Priapulida; Priapulimorpha; Priapulimorphida; Priapulidae.
GUCAGUGAAUGAAUGAAUGACAAGAUAUUUACUCUGCCCUUUAGGUUAUGUCAGCAUACAAACGGCUCCAUCGAACGCGGCAACACGUUUUCCAAGGUGACACGGUAGCAUUAACUGCGGCAAGCGAUGAGAUAAAUAAAAACUUCAGGAAACACAAACAUGAAAAUGACCCAGCCAAGUUGAAAGAAUUGUUAGCAUAUGCGGAUGAGGUGAACAACACACUGGCCACAGAAAUCGUGCAAGCAAAGGUGGAAGAUAAUACAAUAGCGAUCAAGUUGAGACCUGAGGUGGAUUUCCAUGAUAAGACUCUCAUUGCUGUGAACAGCAGAAGAAGAAAAAGGAGGGAAAGGCUGGAAGGCAAUGCAGCAGAUACGACACCAGUAUUAGACGACAAGUGCAGCUAGUACAUAUAUACCUCUCGCUAUAAUGACUCCAUGAGCCAGUCUGUUUUACUAGUUGGCCAAACAUGUAAAUAAGUGGAGUUUUGUCAGUUAAUGCUGCCAUGUGUUUCGUGAUUUCACAUAGGCUGGCUUAGACCAUACACACCAGGCUACCAAGAGUGAGCUAGGUGUGCUCAGCAUAUUGUAAUAAGCCUUGUAAUAAUAAAUAAUAAGUAAGUA